AUGAGUGCCAACUCGAUUGAGCGCACGACGCGUCUCCACGAGCUCGACCUGCAGCAUCAACAAAACCGCCACAAAACCGAUCUCAUCAGCCGAGAUGAAGCUGCUCGCCGUCUGGAGCUCCGGUUGUUGCUCCUCCAAGAUGAAAAGACUCAGCUACAGGAGGAAUGUGCCGCGAAGGAUGCGGAGAUAAAAGCUCUGGCCCAAGAUGGCGACCAAUUGCGCGUCGAACUGGAUAGAGUCAAGGCUAGGGAUCCCGCCAAAGAUGCGCAGGUGAACGGCACUACCUCCAAGACCACGGCUUCGGCUACGGAGGUCAAGUCAUCAGAAACCUACAUGCAAGAUCUGAGCAAGGCCUUGGAUGAGAAUCUCGCCCUUACGAAGGAACUCGAGCAAUUGCGACCAGAGAUUGAGCUGCUACGGGAACAAGUGACGAAAUACGAGAAGAUGAUAGCCGAACAACGCGAGUCGCAGCCUCAACAGGAGCAAUCGGAAAAGGAGGUUGCGAGCAAAGGGCAGUCGAAGCCCAAAGGGCCGGACGAGAUAGGCGAAGAUAUCGUCGAGCUUCGAGCAGCGUUGAAAAAGGCUACAGAAGAACUGAACGAGGAGAAGAAACACCGAAAAAGCAUGGAGUCAGAUCAUCUUGAGGAAAUGGAGAAAUCGGAACGUCAGAAACACAGGCUGGAAGGAAAGAUAUCGACCUUGGAGAAGAAGCUGAAAGAAUCUCAGAAGGAGCUUCAAGAUCUGCGGAAAGAUAUCGAGGCGUCUCGGUCAAGCGUCAAAGAAGAUGGUCCGGAUGACGGGACAACCAUUCACACUCAAGGAGCGACAGCCGAACAGCCUCCGGCGGCUGAGAAGGAAAGACUGACUCGCAGGCACGCGUCGAGGAAGCGUGUAUUAGAACAAGCUAAGAUGGGAGAAAAGUCUACUUUCUCAAUCACUCCGUUGCUCAACAAAACAGCAGAUGGCAUCUUGGACGCUGUGAAGGAGGGUAAUGCCCUUACACUGCCGCUAGACGAUGUACUUGCGCAAGACGAAAACGAUCCAUCACCACGGAGGAUGGCAAACAAAUCUGAAGCCCUGCCUACAGCAACACUGGAUGUCGGAGAAGAAACUACAACCCCUUUGAGGCCUCGAGAGAAACUGAAUCCGAAAGCGAAGAAGAAAGCAGUAGCCGCGGACGGAGACAAGGUUCAAGUGAACUCUGAAGACAAGAAAGAUGAGGCAGCACCGAAUGCAACUCGCUCAAAGGAGACGGCUCCGUCCAAGAGGAUCAAGCUGCAUGAGCCUGCCAUAGCCGAACCCCCUCCUCCUCCUGAGGGCGAGCAGAGGAAGAGGAGGAGGAAACUCUUGAACAAGACUAACACCAUUCUAGAGGAAGACGAGACUGAAGAAGGAGCCCAAUCUAUGGAAGCCCAACCUGGUCGGGCUAGAAAGCUGAAAUCUUCAGGGACAACCGCUUUCAGCUCGCAAAGUCUGUUGCCUCUCCUCUUAUACGACUUGAAGUUCCCGCUCUUCUUUUAG
This is a messenger RNA of Trichoderma citrinoviride, 1521 nucleotides long. RefSeq lists its product as hypothetical. Bases 1 to 1521 code for a protein of 506 amino acids. The transcript is spliced from 4 exons. NCBI's taxonomy places the organism in Eukaryota, Fungi, Ascomycota, Sordariomycetes, Hypocreales, Hypocreaceae. The record is from RefSeq and is a predicted model, not a curated record.